AACUUUCCAUGCACUUGCUUUCAUCUCCUACUGCAACUUCAGCUAAAAUGAAGACGUGGUUUCGGUCGUAUGACAGCUCUUGAUGGAGAGUUCUAGAGAACUCUUACUUGAGAAUCGAGUCGGUCAACCAGUGUCAAAGGUUAAGCGUAUCCUUACUCAUCAGCGAUUUGGCAUGGAGCCCUAAAGGCAGACAUGAAUCCUUUGUUAUGUCCAACAUGGUUCUAGGUCUAAAUGGGGAGCAGGAAAUGUAUUUGUUUUCUGCAAUUGAAUAGUGCUUGUUUUUUUCUUCCAGAUUAUAAGCAAAUUAAAAAUCUCUUUGUUAAGUGUUUACUUGUUGCUUAGAUCAAUAGAUACAUCCGUCAAAUUUAAAUUACCCUUGAUGACAGUUCCACCACUGAUUUGGAAAUCGUUCUCCUUGCCCAGAGUAUGUGAAACUAGAUUAAAUUACAGAAUUAAGAAAUAAAAGGAAGCGAAUAGUGUUCACUACCAGGUGCCAAAUUCUAAAUUUUGGUAUUUUGGUUGGAUUUCUUUGUCGAUGGUGUGAUGGCCGAUGGUUAUAACCUGUUGCUGGUGCUGUGAACCUGCUGCCAUUUUGACGUUGUCGUUUUCGCUCGAGUAAGCAGCUUUUAAGGGUACCAUUUACAAAGCGUAUAAUCCCAUUGUGUACUUGACGCUUAGUCUUUUCCGCUUCCAAGAUGGGCUCUGCGAAGUUGAGACUUUUGCGAAAUAUGUUCUCUCGACAAAAUUCAGGUCUUCAAAUACUUCUCCUAUUUAUCGUAAUUAGUUUUGUCUUCUAUAUCGCAGUGUUUAAAAACAUGUUAUUUUUACAAGAGAAGUAUUUUGUAAAUUUAACUGUUGCACAUCGAGGCGUGAGGGAGGCUGAUCAAGGAGAAGAAUCCAGGAAGAAGCUGAUAUUGCUUUACACGUCUUUUUUUGGACAAAAGUGGGCGAAUGAUCAUUCCUUAGGACCCAAUCGUUCGCCCUUUGAAGAGGGACACACGACUUUUAUGAAUUGCGAGGUUUCUAGUUGUCUGGUGACGUAUAACAGGAGUAGGAUAUUAGAAGCGGAUGCUGUUGGUUUUCACGCACGCGACAUGCCUGAAUUUCUUCCAAGUCGCAUGUCUUCGGAACAGAUAUGGUUCUAUUUUGUUCUGGAAAAUCCGCUGCACGUGCCCAUGGAUGCUCAUGGGUUUGCUGGUGUUUUUAACUGGACGAUGUCUUACAGCCGAGACUCAGAGGUUUAUACACCCUACGGAAAGUAUAUAACUUUAGAGAAGCCCUCUGAAAAAUAUCUCACAGGUAAUGAAACAGCUGGAAAGAGUAAACAAGUUGCUUGGUUGGUCAGUAACUGCCAGGCAACUGAACGAUAUCUCUACGUCAUGGAAUUACAAAACUACAUCCACGUUUCCAUAUAUGGAUUAUGCGGCCGGUUACGUUGUCCUCGGAAACGUCGUUGGCCUGUCUGCAAUGCGUUGCUAAAGCAACACAAGUUUUACUUGGCGUUCGAAAACGGUAACUGUCCUGAUUACAUGACUGAAAAAUAUUGGGAAAACGCGAUUGACAAUGAUAUUAUACCCAUCGUUAUGGGGGGAGCCAAUUACAAGGAACUCGCUAUUCCAUAUUCCUACAUUGAUGUUCAAGAUUUUGAUUCUCCCAAACAUCUUGCUGACUAUUUGCUUUACCUCGAUGCAAAUGACACCGCGUACAGCGAAUACUUUGCUUGGAAGAAAUUUCAUAAACGUGUAGCGACGAACCGUGCUUGUGUACUGUGUAAUCAACUUCACAACCAAACUCUGUACGCCUUUCCAAGGGUUUACAAAGAUAUGAGGACAUUUUGGGACAAAAAUCACUGCAAAGAACUUGAUUUGGUUAAGGGGAAUUCAUAGCGUAUUAAGUGAACCACACCUAUUAAGACAAGGCUUCGUCAUCCGAUAUGUAGAGGUGAUGGUCAGUGCCGCUUAUAGUACACAGGUUCACAAUUUGGAUCGAUACGGGGCUCAAAACAAUUUCCUUAUAUUUUACAGCUCAUCAUUUGAUAACCAUGAUUUUCCGUUUGCUACACCGACAACGCCAUCAUAAACUUUCGUUUCAAAUACUAGGCAUUUCUCAAAUGCAAGAAUUUUUCAUAGUAACAUCACAAGCUCCUAGAAACAGCCCUAAUUCAUUUUCAAGUGUCCUGAACGAAACCGAAUUAAAGUCACUUUAAGAUCGAAUAUGAAGACCCAUCUUUCUGCAAAGCUUGCAAAAACCUGCACUGUUGUUCAUGGCCACCUGUUCUGUAAUUGAAAAACUAGAAUGGCUCCAAACAUACAGGACAAAUCAGUUUUAUGAUAAAUUGAGAGAAAGAUGACUUUUGAAGAAAAUGAACGAGAAACCGGUGAGGUAAAUAUC
Pocillopora damicornis (cauliflower coral) is the source of this 2391-nucleotide messenger RNA. RefSeq names its product core alpha-(1,3)-fucosyltransferase. Lineage: Eukaryota; Metazoa; Cnidaria; Anthozoa; Scleractinia; Pocilloporidae. Gene Ontology annotation, molecular function: fucosyltransferase activity. Gene Ontology annotation, cellular component: membrane. The record is from RefSeq and is a predicted model, not a curated record.